This is a messenger RNA of Polypterus senegalus (gray bichir), 7493 nucleotides long. RefSeq names its product cryptochrome-1-like. Gene Ontology annotation, biological process: circadian regulation of gene expression; entrainment of circadian clock by photoperiod; negative regulation of DNA-templated transcription. Lineage: Eukaryota; Metazoa; Chordata; Cladistia; Polypteriformes; Polypteridae. Bases 249 to 2198 code for a protein of 649 amino acids. Gene Ontology annotation, molecular function: FAD binding; DNA binding. The transcript has 15 exons. The record is from RefSeq and is a predicted model, not a curated record. Gene Ontology annotation, cellular component: cytoplasm; nucleus.
GUGCCGCCUGUCAAGGAGGGGAGUUGACGAUGACAGGCAAUGCUGCGCGAGAUGCGCAAGCGCAGUAGCAAGAUCUCUUAUGAAACAGGUGAAGAUUGAAUAGAGAAAAGUCGGCUUUGCCUUUCAGUGCAACGUAUUUGCGAGGAAAAAAACCACAAAACCUUGGACAAAGAUGCAGUCCCCCGCUGGGGCGACUUAGGCAGCACAUCGUGACGGGUACAUUUACCCAUGCAACCAGCUGAGUGAUCAUGGGCCCAAAUUCCAUCCAUUGGUUUCGCAAAGGUCUGAGGCUGCAUGAUAAUCCAGCCUUGAGAGAGGCAAUUCGGGGAGCUGCCACCGUCCGAUGUGUUUACUUCCUUGAUCCAUGGUUCGCUGGAUCAUCUAACCUUGGGGUCAAUAGAUGGAGAUUCCUCCUGCAGUGUUUAGAGGACCUUGAUGCUAGCCUUCGAAAAUUAAACUCUCGACUUUUUGUCAUCCGGGGCCAGCCUGCAAAUGUGUUCCCUAGGCUUUUUAAGGAGUGGAAGAUCUCCAGACUCACAUUUGAGUACGACUCUGAGCCUUUUGGAAAGGAACGUGAUGCUGCUAUUAAGAAGCUGGCUUCUGAAGCUGGAGUGGAGGUGAUAGUAAAAAUAUCUCACACUCUGUACAACUUGGACAGAAUUAUUGAAUUAAAUGGAGGACAACCACCUUUAACUUAUAAGCGCUUCCAGACCCUGAUCAGUCGCAUGGAGCCUCCAGAAAUGCCAGUUGAGCCAAUUUCUGAAUUAAUCAUGGGAAAGUGUAUGACACCAGUCUCUGACGAUCACAGUGAAAAAUUUGGUGUCCCUUCUCUGGAAGAACUAGGUUUUGACACAGAAGGGCUUGGCUCGGCAGUGUGGCCCGGUGGUGAAACAGAAGCUUUAACACGGAUAGAACGACAUCUGGAAAGAAAAGCUUGGGUUGCCAAUUUUGAAAGACCCAGAAUGAAUGCAAAUUCACUUUUGGCAAGUCCAACAGGAUUGAGUCCCUAUCUCCGUUUUGGCUGCUUGUCAUGUCGGCUUUUUUACUUCAAGUUAACAGAUCUCUAUAAAAAGGUGAAGAAGAAUAGCUCCCCUCCUCUCUCGCUUUAUGGUCAGCUACUUUGGCGAGAGUUUUUUUAUACAGCUGCUACUGCCAAUCCUCGAUUUGACAAAAUGGAGGGAAACCCUAUCUGUGUUCGCAUUCCUUGGGAUCGGAACCCUGAAGCUCUUGCCAAAUGGGCAGAGGGCAAAACUGGAUUUCCUUGGAUUGAUGCUAUCAUGACUCAGCUCCGCCAAGAGGGUUGGAUACAUCAUCUGGCCCGGCAUGCGGUGGCCUGCUUCUUGACCCGUGGUGAUUUGUGGAUCAGCUGGGAAGAGGGUAUGAAGGUUUUUGAAGAACUUUUACUGGAUGCAGACUGGAGUGUAAAUGCCGGAAGCUGGAUGUGGCUUUCUUGCAGCUCAUUUUUUCAACAGUUUUUCCACUGCUAUUGUCCUGUUGGUUUUGGGCGCAGGACGGAUCCUAAUGGUGACUACAUCAGACGAUAUUUACCUGUUCUUCGAGGUUUUCCUGCCAAAUAUAUCUAUGAUCCAUGGAAUGCCCCUGAUGCUGUGCAGAGUGCGGCCAAGUGUAUUAUCGGUGUGCAUUAUCCCAAGCCUAUGGUCAACCAUGCCGAGGCCAGCCGCCUCAACAUUGAACGGAUGAAGCAGAUAUACCAGCAGCUGUCCCGCUAUAGGGGGCUAGGACUUCUUGCAUCUGUACCCACAAACCACAAUGGAAAUGGCAAUGGGGGGAUGAUGGCGUAUUCCCCAGGAGAACAGAUGCCUGGAAAUGGUAGUACACAUGUUUCAGGCAAUUUAACUGCCAGUGGAAUUGGAAGUAGCAGCAUUCUUUUGAGUUAUGAUACUGAGGAGCAGCCUGGACCAAGUGGAGUACAGCAAAGUUACCAGGCAGCAGGUGGAAAAAUUCAUGCAGUUUCUACUCAUCGCACUUACCCUUCCAGCACUAAUCACAUUGAGUUUGCUGUGCCACUGCAACCAGGCAGAAUUAUUUUCAGCAGUGGUAAUCGAAACAAUUCAGGGAAACGUGAGCAUGAACCUGAUAGAGGCAGCAGUACUGAUGAGGAGACCCAAUCAGCUCUGAAAAUGCAAAGGCAAAAUGAGGAAAAUGAAGACCUAAAAGGUGUCAACAUGGUGUCUUAAGUUUAUACAAAAACUAUAUGGAAGAAGAAUGUCAGAAAUAGAUCUCAAUAUAAUGUAACAGUUGUUUUAUGAACCAGCAGAUUUUUGUUUCUUUGUUAGAAUUGUAACUGCUUUAAAGUGGAUAUUUGCCUUGAUGAAGUUAUUUUCAUUUGUGUUUUUAUGUCAUUUAACUUUUUGUGUGUGUGUGUGUGUGUGAGUGUGUGUGCGCGUGUGCACGCACGCAUGUGUGAAUGAGAGAGAGAGAGAGAGACAGUAUCAUUCUGAAUUGGAAUGGGAAAAUAAUUCUGUGACUAAACUCAUCAGACUCAGGGUUCAAAAAUCCAACUAAAAGGAAAUGAGUUCUGAUACAGUAGAUUCUGCACAAUCUACCUCUCUGUUAGAAGCUCUAAAAUACUUUAAGCUGUGUGUCCACCUGUUUAUUUUUUAUACUUUCUUUAUGUCAUUGGGGACCUGUUGGCAGUGGUACAUACGUUUCUGAAUUUUUGAUACUUGUGUCCUUAAAAUUAAGCAACUCCAGGAAUACCACCAGUAAUUAAUUGUAUGGCUGCAAAAAAUAAUUUUUUAUCACAGGAUUUAAAGUUGUGAACAUGGAUUGUACCAAAACCUUCUCAUUUAUAGAUCAGUGAGGUGAAGAAAUGGACAUUUAUUCUGUCAAGCAUAAAAUUAUUUAGUAUUUUGAGUUUUCACCUGUCAAAUGCUGGCUAGCGUUGGUUGUAAUCUCAGGGUAGGCAAGAAGUUCCUCCUCAAGUAUUCAUUCCUUUAGCAAUUAGAUGCAUACAUUUACAUUUCUAGUCAUAGCUAGUAUGGCAUCUGUUCAGGAUUUUAAUAUAUUUUCUAUAGUUUAGAUGUGAAAGUAUUAUUUCUUACUAGAGGGAGAGAUCGAUCAAUACUACUAUAUUCACUUGAACCUUAAAAGCAUUUUUUGUUGGUUGUAUGCAGCUACUAGAAUCUCUACAUCAAGAAUUUCUUGAAAUCGGUCAACAACGCUGCUAAAUGCUUUAUCCAUAAUUAUUCAGCUACAUGUUCGUAGGCACACCCAAAAACGCUUUUUGGUCACCCUUUUGAAACUGGUGUUUCAGGGGAUGGGCAUUACCAGAUAUGUUCAGCUGUCAAUAUUUUUGAAACCGAGUCUGGACCAUAAAGUCUAAAAUUGAUAUGCAUUUUUUUCUUUCAUUAAAUGUUUUGACAUCUCAGUUUUUUAAAGUUGUCUCUUUACGAUCACUAUUUGAUAACUAUUUUUUAAAUUUGCUAUCACACCUGCUACAGUGCAGCAAUAGAACAUUGUCUGUAUUAUAGCAUUUUUUUAAUUAAAUAAUUAUUUUCUAGAACGUAAUAACUUUUUUAAGGCACAACAUGUAUAAUAAAACAAAAUUUAAAAAGUCGCUUUUUAUCAUCCUAAACUAUGGGGUGAAAAUGUUUGCCAGUACCGAGUAGUUUUUAAAAAUGGUAGGGUGGAGUUUUUGUGCAGGUCAUUCCAUUCACUCCUGUACAAUCUCUUUUUUAAAAUAAACUGUGCUUUGCUUAUUUUCCCAAAAGUGUAAACACAAUGUCUCAAAUUAAGCAAAAAUAUUUUGUAAAAUUUAGUUUAGUGGCUCAUGUUACAUCAUAUUUAGUUGUAAUAUAGAUUUUUUUAUUUAUUUAUUUUUUUAUAUAACUUUAACUUUGGAAAUCUGUAGCUGGCUUCAAUGGUAUUGAAAUACAUACAGGAUAUGAAGAUGUAGACAUUUUCUAGACAGUGUCACUAAGUGUCAGUGGUAAAUUCACAUUCUUUGGCAUAUGUGGCACUUAAGACAGUUUCACCGUUGGCAUAUGUGCAGUCUUGUACAUAAUUAAUCAUAAUUAAUGUCUUUUUACAAGGCUACAUUGGCCAAAGUUCAUACCUGUACAAGUGAACUUAUUGGAAAUUGCUCAGGAUUGUCCCGUGAAACCAUUUGUUAGGUUUCCAUCAGUUAGGUAGUGCUUUAAUGUAAAUAGUGAAGAAUCAGGAAAUGUAUAGUGUAAAUAUAAAUAUAUUUAUGUGGGUUUUUGCCUUAUGGUUUUCGAUGAGAUGUAUUCCUAAUGAAUGUGUUGUGUUAUGCUUGAAUAAUGUGCUUGAGAGAUUUUUUUUUCUUCAACCAAAAUUACAAGUUGGUUUUCUGUUUUAUGUAAUUGCAAUAAAUAUGUUAUAAUUUAAGUAAUUUGAAAAGAAAGCAAAAAAAUGAUGCAAUAUUUUUACUGGAAAAUAUUAGUUAUGCAUAAAUUAAGACAUGAUUACAGUUAUUAGGGAAACAAAGGGGCUAAUGUGUUUUAUUUUCACAUGAAAGGUCAUGAUUAGCUACCUGAAAUAAAACCAGCAUCUGUUAUUCUUUAUGCCCUCCUUUUUAUUUUAUUCCAGUUGUGUUGAGGGUAUUGUCAGUAGACAUCUUAAGACUUCUUUUUUUUUUGUGCACAUGGACUGAGAUAGUUGAGGGGAUGUUAAGCCCUCGUGUAUGAUGGUGUUCAUUUUUUCUUUUUAAAUUUGUGCUGAGAGAGAGAUUAACAAGACUUCUCACCUACUGAGGUUGGUCACGGAAUUAUUUUCAUCCCAUUUUUUCCAAUGAGAAAUGUCUGUCAAAUAAACACUGUUUAAUGAAGAAAAAGCAACCACUGUCUUGUUCAAAACUGUUUUCAGAGUCGAGGAAGGCAUGGGGUAGGAUAGAAUGACGUGACUUAAACUUUGUAGUAAUGGUCACCCUUCAGUUCUCUUGCAAGCCAAAUAUAUAAUGUGGAAAAAGUGACAAAACCACUUGAGAUAUAUAAUGUUUUCAGCUUACAAAUAUGGAUGAAAAGAUCAGUUCUCAAUAUAUUUUUGAUUUUUUUAUUUGCUUAUCAAGUAACAAGUAAAUGUCAAGAGUUAAUAUUGGGACCAUUUAUUUAAUCUAUCAUGGUAAAAUAAUAUUGUGUAUUGUUUUUACCUUGUAUAUUUGUCAAUUCUGUAUAUAAAAUUGUUGUUGAAGUUUAUUAUACGAGGAAGGGAAGGAGAGUUAGUCCUGUUCACUGCCUCGUGGAGAGUAACAGGAUAAGUUAGGUGUUCAUCAAGCCAGUUAUUUCGUCACAAACAUGUAUGCAUUUGGCACGUGAAACUGUGUUCUAAAGUCAAGUUUUUUCUAAAUUUUAACAGAUACAUAGCCAGCCCUGAUGUUUUAUAAUUUAACCUAUGGGGCACAGGACACUUGGAAAACAAAAGCCUAAAAAACUUAUGAAUAUGUUCAAAGUCAACAAAAAACAUCAACAGUAAACUUUUCCUGUCACCAGCUUGGUAUUGUGUUGAUUUUCUUCCAUAUUAUGUAAGAACUCCUUCCAUUAAGGUCACUCCUAUCACACAAGUAAAAAAGAAAAUGUAUCCUUAUCGUGAGAAAAAUAUUACCAAGAAUAUGUGAUACAUACAGAUCUAUUUUGGAUGGAUGGCAUGUUUUCUUAUAUUGAAAUUUUUUUUUUUUUUUUUAAAAGGGUUUUAUUUUCCAGUGGUACCUCAUGCUUCCUAGGUUAUAUUGCAAAACUCCAGGAGUGUCGAUGUAUUUUUUUUUUUAUUUUUAAUUUAUAGAAAAUUCUUAACUUUAGAACACAGGUUCCCAUGAUACAUGCAUAUUCAACAUGUUUGUGAAGAAAUACAUUUGACUUUAAAAAUAACAAACUUACCCUUUAAGUUGUUUGAAAUGAAAAAGAACAGAGCAGAUCAAAUUUUUAAGGUAUACCCAUACAUGUACACUUGUGUACUUUUGAUGGGUUGAUACUUUUUAUUGUUAUUUUUUUUAACAAGAUACAUAAGGUGCUGUCUACCACCCCAGCUGUGCAUUGCUGUGAAAACUUCUAACUGGUUUGUUACUUCAGCGUGGGAUGUAACCUAACCCUAUUUCACCCCAUGUUGCAUCUUUGUAUUUUGUGAUGGCGCCUACUUAGGUUGGAGUUGGAAUUUGACUCAGGUAGGUGACACUAAUUGUAGUGGGUGGGCCCUGUGGAGGUCGGGCAACACUCAACUGUUUGGAUUUUGCAUGCAGCCAGGUGUUUGCAUCAUAGUAUGUAGCACAAGAUCAUUUCUGUUGAAUGAAACAACUAUCCAUGGCAACACACUAUAUAGAAGGAGUCUGUGGAAGUUGCAAGGACAGCAAUAACAAAGUUCAUAUUAAAAUGCAGUUUCGAGUUUUCACAUUCUUCCCGUACAUUAAGGUAAAGGCGAGUUACAGUUUAGCGAACUACUAAAUUAUUCUUUCUUGUGGGUGUUAAAGCAUUGGUUUAUGUUCUCUUUCUGUUGGUUUUAUGUUGUUUAUGUAGAGAAUUAAAUUUUUAAAAAUUGUCCCUUAACAUGUUUUGAGAGCAACAACAAAGUUGUACAUUUUUAAAUUGCAUAUAAAGAUUGCACUUAAAGCUAGGCAUUUGUUUUAAGGACAAAAUCAUUAAAGUCAUUGAAUUAUUUGCAUCCUAACUUAAAACAAAAAAAAAAAAUCACUUGAAUCAUAAUGGCAUGUUGGGCUGUCAUGAUCAGGUAUAACUAGAUAAACUGGGAUUGACCAGUAGGUCUGUGAUAGAAAUCAAAUUUAAGGUAAUGCAUUAGCUCUAUAGCACACCAGGCAAGCACCUAAAAGUAAGAUAUGGAUGUAUGUGGGACAGAAAGCUAAUAAUAUGAUGUGCCUGGAUAUCAUUGUACCUGAUCGAGGAGCCCCUGCUAGCCAGCAUUGAUCUUGAGUCCCAGAAUCUAAAUUUGUUUGUUUUUCAGUAUUUUCUCUGUAUCUAGGGGAUUUUAUAUGGUGCACAGCAAAGGAACCAAACUUGAAUCACAUCCAAAGCCACAUUCUGUGUUGUCACCACCCUUACCAAAAAGCUAACCAGACUUUCCAGUUAAGUUGCAGCUAUUAAAAUGAUUAAAAAGUACUUACCUGUUUCAUUGGAGGCAACAAGACUUGGCAGAAUUAUAGGCUGUAUUGUCUUCUGGCAACUGUACAUUGCAACAUAUGUUUAUGAAAUGAACUUGAUUUAAGACAGUCUUUGAUGGGGAAAAAGCAGUACACUGUCUUGUGUGUCGGAGGGCUUACAGGCUGUCUUUGGAAAUUAACAGGUAAAAGUCUGCUCAAAUGUUCUUUGUUUAGUUUCAAUGUUUUGCACUUCACUGUGAAUGUUUUUGGUGGGGGAUUGGUGAAAUACUGCAAAAUAGCACUGCCUAUGUUGAACUGGAGCGUCUUUCCUUGUUUCGGCAUCUUUGACAGUCAAUUUUCAACAUAUUGUGUUAAAAGUGUUCACAAGUGUUGUCUGUAUUUUAAUUAAAAUACAAAUUUGUCCAUA